AUGGUUAACGUGAAUCAUGUCUCGAAAACUGAUAAAAAUGAAGUUUUUAAUUUGAAUAAACAUGAUAACGAAAUAGUUAGCACACUUUUAGCUACGGCUCUGGUGGAAGUAGAGGUUGACAACGGGAAAUUACAAAAAUUUAAAGUACUCUUGGAUCAGGGAUCUGAAUCUUGCUUUGUUUCGGAAAGAGCCGUAAGGACUUUGAAUCCGCGUUUUGAAAAAAUAAAUGCUUUAACCGUACGAGCCUUAGUAUUGCCUAGGUUAACUGCGUACCAUCCUCCUGCGAAGCCUAAAAAUUAUAAUGAAAUAAAAACGUUUUCACUUGCGGAUCCGAAUCUUUUUGAGGAUUCACCGAUUGAUUUCAUAUUGGGCGCGGAUAAAUUGGGAUCUUGUUUGCUACCGGGUCUAAAACAAGGUAUAGCAGGUAUUUUAACAGCGCAAUCGACAAUAUUUGGUUGGGUUCUUUCGGGUCCAAUUCAUGGUAUCUCAUCUUCUUUAAUGUAUUCUCCAUCAGUACAUAAUAGUGUUUCCAUAGAAACCUUGCAUGAUAACCUAGAAAAAUUUUGGCAGCUAGAAGAACUUCCAACCACAUCCUCUCUAACAGAGGAGCAAAAAAACUGUGAGCAACAUUUUAUUGAUACACAUCAAAGAUUGGUUACUGGUCGGUACAUGGUUCGUUUACCGUUUCAGGAACGUCCGCCCAUAAACAUUGGAAGUUCUCUCACUAAAUGUCGAAUAGUUCUCAAUCGAGUUUUGCAAAGGUUAUCAAAGGAUCCUGCUCAUUUGGAGCAGUAUAAGGCAUUUAUGGGUGAAUAUGAGAGUUUGGGUCAUAUGAGAUUAACCAAAAUCGAGGAUUCUUCUGAUAGAAAGCAGAUUGUUUAUUUGCCUCAUCAUUGUGUAGUUCGAGAGUCGAGUUCCACUACUAAAUUGCGAGUAGUUUUUAACGCCUCGAGUUUGACCUCAAAUAACACCUCUUUAAACUGUCAUCUUCACAUAGGUCCACCUUUGUCGAACAAUUUGGUCUCAAUUUUACUACGUUGGAGGGAGCAUAAGUAUGUUUACAUUGCAGAUGUUGAAAAGAUGUUUCGACAAAUUUUGAUUGAUCCCAGAGAUCUUGACUAUCAACGGAUCCUGUGGAAAAAUGAUCGAGAAGAGUUGGUCGCUUAUCAAUUAUUAACUGUUACAUAUGGAACUUCUUGUGCCCCCUACCUUGCAAAUAGAGUUAUAAGGCAAUUAAUAAUAGACUAA
Molecule: messenger RNA, 1248 nt
Organism: Leptopilina boulardi
Lineage: Eukaryota; Metazoa; Arthropoda; Insecta; Hymenoptera; Figitidae
Exons: 1
Coding region: 1-1248 (415 amino acids)
Source: RefSeq, a predicted model, not a curated record